Myxocyprinus asiaticus (Chinese sucker) is the source of this 4478-nucleotide messenger RNA. RefSeq names its product paired box protein Pax-7-like. The record is from RefSeq and is a predicted model, not a curated record. The transcript has 9 exons. Gene Ontology annotation, biological process: anatomical structure development; regulation of transcription by RNA polymerase II. The coding region runs from base 297 to 1820 and encodes 507 amino acids. NCBI's taxonomy places the organism in Eukaryota, Metazoa, Chordata, Actinopteri, Cypriniformes, Catostomidae. Gene Ontology annotation, molecular function: DNA-binding transcription factor activity, RNA polymerase II-specific; RNA polymerase II cis-regulatory region sequence-specific DNA binding.
UCACCCUUAUUUACUUCCAACCCUUCAUGCUUUAGAUUGCUCAUCUUGUUCUUGUUUUUGACUAAGUGCUGGGCAGCAACUGCAAGAACAAAUCUGACUUUUUCUUCUGUUCACUGGGCACUGGCGUGUGUUUGGAUUUCUUUUUUCUUUCUUUUUUUUUUUUUUUUUUGAUUUUCAUAUGAAUUUUUAAAAGAUUGGACCUUUUAUAGUUUCCACGGUGCAAGCUCUGGACCUUUCUGUGUGCUUUAUUUCUUUAAUUUAUUAUUGAAAGAUUACAUUGAUUGAAAGUAGCUGGAAUGGCUACUUUUCCAGGAACAGUUCCUCGAAUGAUGCGACCAGCACCAGGCCAGAACUACCCUCGAACUGGAUUCCCAUUAGAAGUCUCAACGCCUCUGGGUCAAGGUCGAGUGAACCAGCUUGGUGGAGUUUUCAUCAAUGGCAGGCCACUACCAAAUCAUAUUCGACACAAAAUAGUGGAAAUGGCCCAUCACGGAAUCCGACCCUGUGUGAUCUCAAGGCAGCUGCGGGUUUCACACGGCUGUGUGUCCAAAAUCCUCUGUCGGUACCAGGAGACCGGUUCCAUUCGCCCUGGAGCCAUAGGUGGAAGUAAACCCAGGCAAGUUGCAACUCCCGACGUCGAAAAGAGGAUUGAGGAAUACAAACGCGAGAAUCCAGGGAUGUUCAGCUGGGAAAUCCGGGACAAGUUGCUGAAGGACGGGGUGUGUGACAGAGGCACGGUUCCUUCAGGUGAGGCCUCUUCCGUAAGUUCCAUUAGCCGGGUUUUGAGAGCUCGUUUUGGCAAGAAAGAUGACGAUGACGACUGUGAUAAAAAGGAUGAAGAUGGAGAAAAGAAAACCAAGCACAGCAUCGAUGGGAUUCUCGGGGAUAAAGGUAAUCGUACAGACGACGGUUCGGACAUAGAAUCAGAGCCAGACCUGCCCUUGAAGAGGAAACAGAGACGAAGCCGUACCACCUUCACAGCUGAACAACUGGAGGAACUAGAGAAGGCCUUCGAGAGAACGCACUAUCCUGACAUCUACACCAGAGAAGAGCUCGCACAGAGAACCAAACUGACAGAGGCUCGUGUACAGGUGUGGUUUAGCAACCGAAGAGCCAGGUGGCGCAAACAAGCAGGAGCCAAUCAGCUUGCAGCAUUCAACCACUUGUUGCCCGGAGGAUUCCCACCCACUGGAAUGCCAACCUUACCCACCUAUCAACUUCCAGAAUCGACAUAUCCCAGCACCACGCUCUCUCAAGAUGGCAGUGGUACAUUACACCGGCCGCAACCUCUUCCACCUUCCUCCAUGCAUCAGGGUGGACUCUCGGCCGACGGUAGCUCCGCCUACGGCCUCUCGUCCAAUCGCCACACCUUCUCCAGCUAUUCAGAAACUUUCAUGAGCCCGUCAGCUUCAAGCAACCACAUGAACCCUGUGAGCAAUGGCCUCUCGCCACAGGUGAUGAGUAUUUUGAGUAACCCCAGUGCGGUCUCCUCCCAGCCUCAGCACGAUUUCUCCAUCUCUCCUCUCCACGGCAGUCUGGAGGCAUCUAACCCCAUCUCAGCGAGCUGCAGUCAGCGGUCAGACUCCAUCAAGGGUGUGGACAGUCUCGCCUCCUCCCAGUCCUACUGCCCCCCAACGUACAGCGCAACCGGCUACAGCAUGGACCCCGUCACUGCUGGUUACCAGUACAGCCAGUAUGGCCAGACCGCUGUUGACUAUCUGGCCAAGAACGUGAGUCUGUCGACUCAGCGAAGGAUGAAGUUGGGUGAUCAUUCUGCGGUGCUGGGACUUCUUCAAGUGGAGACAGGACAGGCUUACUGAGUCCGCCUGAAUGUCCCAUCUGAACACUGCACACAAUAUACACUCCCACGCUCUCAAAUGCACCCACACCUCCUUGAACCCGGCGGAGAUUUUUAACGCAACGUUCUCAACUGCGUUUCAACGUGUGUGUAGUCCAGAGAGACCUUACUCUGUGAUUUUCAAGAAAAGAAACUCUUGCCAUUCCAGUUGAUGUGACAGACUGUCUUCACGUCAUUUUUGGCUGGUGUUGCUCCUCUAAAUCAGAUAAGAGGACCAAUGGCACAUCAACGGACGCAGCGUAUAGCAAGAACGCAUUCCUAGCCAUUUCCAAAAUGUACUUUCACCUUAAUGUGCAAAGAUGUGUAUGAACCCCAGUGUCAUGAAAACGGAUAAUCUAGCUGGUUUUAUGUUGAUAUUGUUAUUACGAUUGCCCUCACAGUUGUUGUAAUUAUUAUUAUUGUAACUAUUGUUUUGUUGUUUUGGAAUCCACACAUUGUAUUUUUUCUAAUUUGAAUCCGAAGUCUUUGUAAAAUGCUAGCCGUGGGUGAAGACAGGGGUUUAUGUGUGUAUGUGUUGAAAGUGUGACUGCUGGUUUUCCACUUUCUCCACCACUAGAGCCAUUAUGUUCCUCAGCGAUUUGACCUUCACUGCCAUCAUAUUUCACUCGACAUUCCAUAUGAACAUGGCCACUCUGUGGGAAGUCUAGCUUUGGACAUUCUGUUGGGAUUAGCAGGGCUUUUUGGAGGACCAACAUUUUUCCCCUUUUCCUCAAAUGCCUGCUCUGUCCUUAGUGAUCAUCUUGAGGGAAGUAAUUGGUAUUGUUUGGAAAACAGGAUUUGGAAGAAAGCUAUGAGUUUUAUUUUAUUUUUAUUUCCAAAGAAUGGAGCCACACUGCAAGAAAUAAUUUUAUUACUUAGUAUAUUUGUCUUGUUUCAGAAAAAAAAAAAAAAAAUCUCUAUAGCCUUAAAACAAGGAACAUUUAUCUGAAAAGCAAGAUGGCAUAUGAUAUUCAUAUGAAGUCUUGUUUUUAAAAAAAAAAAUCUAUUUAGUGAGGUUUAUGCUUAAAGCAAGAAAAAAACACAUGCGCCAGUAGGUUUAGAAAAAUAAGCUUUCCCUUUGAAUUAAGAUGAUUUUUCUUGGCCAUUGGCAAAUAAUAUUUUCUUGUUGUUAAAUUUCACCUAAUUUUAUUAGAUUGCUCUUUAAUCAAGAUGUAAUGUCUUAAGUCAUUUUGCUUCUGAAGCAAAUCUUGUUUUAAGUAUAUUUAAAUAUUUUUACUGGAAAACAAGACGAAAAUACUGAGUGAGAAUAGUUUUUAUGUGUGUGUGUGUGUGUGUGUGUGUGUGAGCUGAUUUUGAAAUAAACAGCUAAAUUUAAACAUUCCUCAUAAAUUGUACAGAAUUGGUUUGAUUAUAUAUGUGGUUAUUAGACCAAGUAUAACAUUUCGGCAUUCCUUACAGUUUGGCUCAUGAACGGAUUACAGGGCCCGCAAGCUGUGACAUUUAUACGCACACUGACCAAUCAAAUAAUUCUUUCAGAAGGUACAGUAAAGGACACCUCAUUCUCAUCUUUGCAUUCUCUUUAUCUGUUUUUCUAUUUCUCUCUCCAUUUUUGAAACGAAAUGAUACGAAAACAAACAACAUUAGGGCUGCUGUAAUUUAAGAAUUCAUGCAUUCACAGGUAUGUACAAAAAAAAGUAGUGACUUUUUGACAUUUGUGUAGGACUCACAGGUGACAAUUUGACACAUAAAUGGAAUUGUACAGUAGAUGAAGCAGAGUGUUUAUUGUUUGUUUAUAAAGAAUAUGUUUUAUACUAAAACAAAAAAGGUGUUGUGUGGUAGAUGACGCAGGGGAUAUGUGUAAGUCUAAUACUGUAAUUUUGUGUUUAUAUUUACUGCUUUUACUUCUUUGCUUUUUAAUAGUUAAUAUGUAUAAUUUUCCUUAGGAUUCAAAGUGUAUGUGAAAACCACUUGGUACAAAUUCCACAUGUAAAAUUGUACGGAAGCUGAAUCAUAUUGGUGAUGAUUCCUAGCAGGUACAAAUUUGCUGAAGUCAGGUGUUAAUUAAGAAUAUUGCGCUUAAGGAAGAGCUCAUAUGUGGAUCCACAAUGAAGAUACUUGUUACUAACUUUUAAUAUUGACAUUCCGUUUGGAAGCAGAGACUGUGCAGUUGAAGUGACUGAAGGCUCAUAUAACGGACUGUGUGAAUACACAGCAGUGUUUGGUGCUAACUGACUGCUUCAGAAUGCAUCUUCGAAUGGACGUCUUAUUGGAUGUUUUUAUGACGAAGACAACUCUUAUAGGAACAGUGUGACCCAAACCCCACCCCUUCCGUUUCAACUGUCUAUGAUCUUAUAAAAACCAUCACAAAUGAGGAAUGAAAUUUAAACUACUUCUACUAUAGAAAAUCCACAGCUAACACAUUUGCUAAUCAACAUUUGGAUAAUAAAACUAUAUUACCCAUCAUGCCUUUUUGGGACAUCAAACUGGGCACCUGCUUUCGUUAGCCUUUGUGUUUAUGCUUUACUCCAUUUUAUUUCAGCAUGUGUGUAUAUUACCAUGGUAUAAUUUAUUCUGCUGUAUGAAGUCGUAGCUUUAGUGGGAACCUUGUAUUUGGUAUUUUCAGCCUGUUGGUGUCUUUACUGUAACACUGGCGUAAAUGUUAUCAAUUAAAGAUCUAAAA